Molecule: messenger RNA, 2143 nt
Organism: Scylla paramamosain (green mud crab)
Lineage: Eukaryota; Metazoa; Arthropoda; Malacostraca; Decapoda; Portunidae
Product: sialate:O-sulfotransferase 1-like
Exons: 10
Coding region: 79-1347 (422 amino acids)
Molecular function (GO): sulfotransferase activity
Source: RefSeq, a predicted model, not a curated record
CCUCCCCCGCCCCUUCUUCCUCCUGUUCCUAUUGAAGACAAAUAUAGCCACACCAACGAGGGCAAGGCAGUGGAAGGAAUGAACGGAAAAAUACCUGCCGUGUGUCGCAUAUCUACUAAUUUCAAUAGAGGCGCAGUGUGUUCCCGCCUCCGUAGCAGCAGCAGCAGCAGCAGCAGUGGAGGUCUUGCAUAUUCCCGUCGGCCGCUCACCUGGCAACCUUUGUUGAUGGCCCCGCAGUACACACCGCCCUGCCAGGCUGAGGGGAGGCGCAGGGAGGCGGGGGAGGGAGCUGCCAUGGUCCUCGUGCUGCGACGGUGCAGGGUGAAGAGCAAGGUGGUGAUGAUGAUGUUGAUGACAGUGAUGAUGAUGAUGAUGACGGUGGUGAUGAUGAUCAUUUGUUGUUCUAGAUUACCCAGCUGCCGCCUACCUGUCCGCUUCGACCCUCCACCAGCAGACACUUGCCUCGCGUCGAAAGCACUGAGCCAUCCGCUGCUGCAGAGAACCAACGGGAGGGUACAGAGACUGCCCGGUGACGUGCUGGAGGUGGACCUGGAAGGGUCGUCCUGGCAGCCCUGGAGAGAGCCUGGGAACUGCUCCAACUAUCUCACAAGGUUCGGGCGGCGCCUCUCCCCCGUGCUGCUGGUGUCCCUGCCGUGCUCGGGCAACACCUGGCUGCGCUACCUGCUGGAGGGCGCCACGGGACUCUUCACGGGCUCCCGCUACUUCGACGACCACCUACAGCACGGCGGGUUCCUGGGGGAGGGAGUGACCAUGGACAAGGGGACGACUCUGCUUCACAAGACUCACGGCGCGACGCUGGAGCCUUUCACCCAUGACCUCGUGACGCGCUACCUCGAGGUGGACCCCAACCUGCCCACCGUGCUGCUCAUCCGUGACCCCGCCAGGGCGGUGCUCUCCUACUACAAGCUGAGCAAGCUGAUUGGAGGCGACAGGCACCGAGCUGAGAUACCGGAGUCAAUGUUCCGGGGUGAAGAGUUCCGUGACUUCGUGGCGGACGUGACUCUGCUGUGGGAGGAGCUGGCCACGGACCGCCUGCUGUGGACCACCAAGCCUCUCUACGUCCUGUAUUAUGAAGACCUCACAGCCAACCCCAUCCACCACCUGCGCCUCCUCCUCGACUUUCUCAGUGUCCCGACGGACGAGGGUCGCCUGGUGUGUCUGGCCGCCCACCUCGACGGCUCCUUUAGGCGCAACUCCUCCAGGACCUUCGACCCUUUUACGCAGGAGGAGAAGCUCAGAUUUGCUCAGGCCGUCAGGAGGGUGAACAAUUUGCUGGAGCUCCUGGGCUACCCACUCAUCCCCGCCCACGCUGACCGCCCUUGGUAGCUCGAGGCGACUGUCCAUCACCAAAUGAAGGCACCACGUUUGCCUGACCCACCAGGACAAGUCACUGCCUUGAGAAGUUGCCGUGAAGCUCUGUCAGGAAAAACUUUUAUGAGGUGGACACUCCAGGAAAGGAAAUUUAAGUUAUUCACGUGAGAGCAUUUGCUGGACAUUGCAUUCAUGAAGCCCAGGGUAAAUGCUAUAUGUUCUUGUAAUACUCAGCUGCUAUAAAGAAAAACAGUCUCUUCCCCUUGCUUUCGCCCAAGUGAGGCCUCAAAUGGUGGACUCGUGUGGGCGUCCAGUGCUCUUGUGAUGGGACAGUGGAGCGUGACUCGUGAGUGGAGGAGGGCACUUGGAGGUGAAGCGAGGAAAAGAAAGUGGCGCUGUGUGAGGAAAAUAAGACCUGUUUCUUUCAAGAGAUGUAAUAAACUGGAAAUCUCACAAAACACGGACAAUGAAGGCAAAUGGAGCGAAAACAUAUAUUCAGGAAGGAAAUGUAGGAUGAAAGAGUGGAAGGAAAGUGGAUGCGCGUGCAGCAGUAGCAGCAGCAGCAGGAGGAGAAUAAAAGGCUCAGUCAUGUUAGGAAAUACUAAGGAAUCAAGUGGAUUUUUUUAGUCAUGCUGGAAAAGUUUUGACCGAUCCUGAGAAGCAAAAUAAAGGUAAUACAUGAAAUUUGCCUGUUAUGGGAAUGCAAAUCAUGCGCUUCUUCAAGUGGGGAGCAAAAUGUUGGCCUGAGUUUUUCAUUAAGGCGAAAAAUUUUGUACAUUAUUUUUCUUAAGAAUGGAAUACAAACAUUGUG